UUCGAACUCUAGACGGCUUGGUUUCUGCAUCUAUCCCUCUUUCACGCGAGAGCUCUUACUGGGUUUAGGGUUUUCGAUAGAUUGGCAAGUGGCCACGACACCAAGCGUCACCGAACCAGUUGUCACCUAAAUAAGGAAACUUUAGGCUUCUGUCGCAUUUAGGCACGAUUCUCUGCUGAAGUAAAUAUAUCAGCUUUGUCGUAUCUUUCGUAUUUUCGAGUGAUCUUCAAACGUUCAUCACCAGGUUAAAGACUUUGAAGUAAUGGCGGGAUUUCCAGGUUUUAGUUACCUUGGUCCUAAAAGCAAGAACACAGUUGUAGCAGGUGGCUUGACAGCUUUUGUUUUUGGGGUGUACUUCUACACAAUGAGGGCGGUUGGUGGCACAGACGAGCUUCAAGUGGCUAUUGACAAGUUCGAAGGCCAAAAACAGGUUGAGACCGACACCAAGGCUCCAUCUAAGGUCUAAUCCUCGCUGGCCUGAUAUGUCCAACGAGACUUGUUUUUUAUCUUUGUCUUCCAAGUUUUUUACUUCACCGUUUCUGACCUUGAUUGGCAUCUGUGUUUCGAGUCACAGUCCAAUCCAUACAUAAUACAUUGGUUAAACAAGAGAAUGUAUGAUCAGGACAUGGUUUUGAUGUUUUUGACAUUGUCUUAAGUUCUCAAGUUUUAUCAUACUCUUUGUACCUAAAUGUUUUGGUCUAAGCUAAUUUGUGGCUA
Arabidopsis lyrata subsp. lyrata is the source of this 717-nucleotide messenger RNA. RefSeq lists its product as uncharacterized. The record is from RefSeq and is a predicted model, not a curated record. The coding region runs from base 263 to 466 and encodes 67 amino acids. Lineage: Eukaryota; Viridiplantae; Streptophyta; Magnoliopsida; Brassicales; Brassicaceae. The transcript has 2 exons.